Molecule: messenger RNA, 1506 nt
Organism: Austrofundulus limnaeus
Lineage: Eukaryota; Metazoa; Chordata; Actinopteri; Cyprinodontiformes; Rivulidae
Product: ras-related protein Rab-25
Exons: 5
Coding region: 280-909 (209 amino acids)
Molecular function (GO): GTP binding; GTPase activity
Source: RefSeq, a predicted model, not a curated record
CCGUGAGUCGCUCUACCUGUUCCACCUGCUCUCCUUCACCCGGCCCUCCUUUGGGCGUCAGCUGAUGGACAAUCAGGAACACUGAUACUCCCGUCUGUGUUCAGUCAGGAACUCCUCAUACCCACAGAAACAAGCAAAUCUUUGUGUUUUCACUAUUUCUCUGCACUGAAGGGGCGAGGUUGUGUUUGCUUUAUUUUCUUCGUGAGCUCCUCCAGACUUUGAAGGUGGCUUCAGGAUAUUUACUAAGUGAAACAGGGACCCAUCGGCACUGAAUGCAGCAUGGGAUCUGAUGAGUCGUACAAUUUUGUCUUUAAAGUGGUUUUGAUCGGGGAGUCCGGUGUGGGGAAGAGCAACCUUCUGUCCCGCUUCACCAAGAAUGAGUUCAACCACGACAGCCGCACCACCAUCGGUGUCGAGUUCAGCACGAGAACCGUUCAGCUGGACAACUUCACCAUCAAGGCCCAAAUCUGGGACACAGCAGGGCUGGAGCGUUACAGAGCCAUCACCUCGGCGUAUUACAGAGGAGCAGUUGGAGCUCUGUUAGUGUAUGACAUCAGUAAGCAUCUGACCUAUGAGAGCGCAGAGCGAUGGUUGAAGGAGCUUUACGACCACGCAGACCCUCACAUUGUGGUCAUGCUGGUGGGGAACAAGAGUGACCUGGAGAACCUCAGGACUGUUCCCACAGAGGAGGCCAAAGACUUUGCAGACAAGAAGGGGCUCAUAUUCAUGGAGACGUCGGCACUGGACUCCACAAACGUUGAAGCUGCUUUCAACGAAGUCCUCUCAGCGAUCCAUAAAAAAGUGGCGAGCAGAGAGGUGACCCGCGGCUCCAUCAGCGCCGUGACCCUGUCCCGUCCCCUUGGAGCGAGCAGUGAGACUCAGGAGCGUAAAGGCUGCUGCAAGAGCUAAUGGACUGACCGCCGCCCUCAUAAAUAUUUCAACAGCCUUUGUUGAGCCAACAUGGUGCUUGACUGUAGCUCAAGCGUUUAACAUUCAGUCUGAUACAUAGGCGCAACAGUCAGUGUCCCAACACUUUAAAAUAUAAAAACUGUACAGUUUAUAGGUCAUUGACUUAGUGUUGCAGAUACUGAGUAAAGCCAUGUUUUAAACAUGUGUUUUUCGGUGGGGCCGAUGGGUAAUCUUUAAUUUAGUUGUGCAGAUUUUCUCCCCCCCCUUUUUUAAAAAUGUUUUUAGACGUGGUUUGUAAAGUUUUAUUGCUUUUGUAAAAGAAUGCACUGGGAAUGAGUUGGAAUAAAUUAUUUAAAUUAUUCUGUUUGCAUGUAAUUACUAUAAAAUACAGUGAUUAUAGUGAAUUUAAGAUGGUGCUAAGACUUUAUUGAGCUUGGAGUAGGACUUGUCAAAGACAACUUUUGAAAGAGUUAUUUAGAAUUUGGUCAUGCAGCUAAAAAAAGAUUUUAAGAAAAAUUUAUACUUUUUACAUUUUGUUUGAAAAUUUGAGUUUUUUUAAGUGUUGUGAUUCAAUUAAAUAAAGUCUCAAAGUAUUUA